This is a messenger RNA of Cyphellophora attinorum, 393 nucleotides long. RefSeq lists its product as uncharacterized. The record is from RefSeq and is a predicted model, not a curated record. Bases 1 to 393 code for a protein of 130 amino acids. The transcript is spliced from 2 exons. NCBI's taxonomy places the organism in Eukaryota, Fungi, Ascomycota, Eurotiomycetes, Chaetothyriales, Cyphellophoraceae.
AUGACGAUCUACGAGUUGCGAGAGUACACUGUGGUACCAGGUCAGCACCAGACCUGGCACAAAGCAAUGAUCAACCUGUAUCUAGUAGCUGACAACCAGCAAGGUCGCAUGCCCAACCUGCUCGCCCGCUUCGAGAACCACACCAUCAAAAUCUGGGAAAAGCAUGGUAUCCAGCAAGUGGGCUUCUGGAACACCCUCGUCGGCCCAGACACCAACAUCCUAACAUACAUGCUCAAAUGGGAGUCUCUGGCGGACCGAGAGCAGAAAUGGAACGCGUUUUUCAGUGAUCCGGAGUGGAUCGAGGCGAGAGCGAAUAGUGAGAAGGAUGGGCCGAUUAAUGCAAAGGUGUCGAAUACGUUUUUGACGCCGACCAAGUUCUCGGCGUUGCAGUAA